Aedes albopictus (Asian tiger mosquito) is the source of this 1107-nucleotide messenger RNA. RefSeq names its product leucine-rich repeat-containing protein 40. The transcript is spliced from 2 exons. NCBI's taxonomy places the organism in Eukaryota, Metazoa, Arthropoda, Insecta, Diptera, Culicidae. Gene Ontology annotation, molecular function: protein binding. Bases 120 to 1049 code for a protein of 309 amino acids. The record is from RefSeq and is a predicted model, not a curated record. Gene Ontology annotation, cellular component: plasma membrane.
GAGUUAAAAAUAAAAACAACGCUUCCCAGCAUCCAGUGCGCUGCGCCGAGUCUUCCGCAUCUGAACCUCUUAUCAGUCAGUUGGUCAGUCAGUUAUUGGCAGUCGUUUCAAUCGCCAGGAUGUCCAAGCUGCUGCUAGCAUGGUGCGCGGUUUUUGGGAUGCUGUGUGCGGGUGCCGUAGGCGAUCAUCUGUACAUCUGCCAGCAUCGGUUCAGCGUCAAAGAGGGAUUCUACGUGUACGAUACGGACUGUAGCAACUACGAUGAUCAAGCGCUGGCAAAGGCGAAUUUUAACGAGGAUCGUGAACUCUGGAUUCGCAAUGGUACGAUAGAGGAUGUGCGGCAGCUGUUGAACGGCAGUUUGUAUGACAUAACGAACUUGAAGAUUACGAACUUUGCCCAGGAGGGAAGCACGGCGAUCCCGGUGUUUCCGAUCGAUUCGAUGCGGUUUUCGAUACUGGAUUUGUCGAACGAUGGCAUUGAGCGGUUGGAGAUUACGGAGGACGAUCAUCGGUUGACGCAUCUGGAUGUGAGGAAAAACAAGUUGACGGAUAUUGGGAAUGUGAAGCAUCUGAUUAAGUUGGAAUCACUGAAGGUGGAUAACAAUGCCAUCGAAAGCGUAUCGCUGGAUGACUUUAAGCAUUUGUGGGACUUGUUGGUGCUUUCUUUGGCUGUUAACCGAAUAACGAGUAUAACGGCAACGGAGGAAAUCUCUUUGCUGAAGUUGAGAUCGAUCGAUAUCUCGGACAACCAGCUGACGACCCUGGAUGUAUCCAUGUGGAGGUUUCCUCAAGUUAGUACCUUCUACAUGCACGAUAACUCCCUCACCAGAAUUGACGGCCUCCGUGGGAAGUUCUCCAAGACGUGGGACAUUUCGAUGGGCGGGCGGAACAACUGGGACUGUGCGUGGUUCGAUCGAUUGCUGGAGUUUUUGAAAAAGGAUCGCCAAUUCGCCAUGCAAAUGUUCGGUGACAAACCAUCUUGUCCGGAUGAAACGCGAAUGGAAGGCUUCGUUUGCUGUAACAAUACCACCAACGUCAUUAGCCCGUAAUAAACCACCAUCAUCAUCACUAUCACUAUCAAUAAAACUGAAACUUCUCGCUGAAAGA